GUGCCGCGAGGGAAGCAGGAAGUGACCGCGGAGUGGAGCCGGGGAGCCAGCGGUUGCGGGGCUGAUGGAAGUGGAGUGGGGGCUUGAGAGGGCACCGAACUGUAUCCAGCAUGCUCCAAGGCCACAGCCCUGUGUCCCAGGCCUUGCUGGGGACCUUCUUCACCUGGGGGAUGACGGCGGCUGGGGCAGCUCUUGUGUUCGUAUUCUCUAGUGGACAGAGGCGGAUCUUAGAUGGAAGCCUUGGCUUUGCUGCAGGGGUCAUGCUGGCCGCUUCCUAUUGGUCGCUCCUGGCCCCAGCGGUGGAGAUGGCUACGUCCUCUGGUGGCUUUGGUGCCUUGGCCUUUUUCCCUGUGGCUGUCGGCUUCACCCUCGGAGCUGCGUUUGUCUACCUGGCUGACCUCCUCAUGCCUCACCGGGGUGCAGCAGAAGACCCCCAGAUGGCCCUGGCACUGAAUCUCGACCCUGCGUUGAUGAAGAAGUCUGAUGCUGAGGGUCCCAGGCCGUUCUUCCCCGAGAGUGAACUUUCCAUCCGGAUAGGUAGAGCUGGGCUUCUUUCAGACAAGAGUGAGAAUGGCGAGGCAUAUCAGCGGAAGAAGGCAGUGACCGCCGACCUUCCAGAGGGCCCAGCUGCCCCCGGGCCGUCUCAAGGGAGCCCGGUGCCGCCCGGCGGCAGCAGCUGGAGGAGGAUCGUGCUACUCAUCUUGGCCAUCACCAUACACAACAUCCCAGAGGGUCUUGCUGUUGGAGUUGGAUUUGGGGCUGUAGAAAAGACGGCAUCUGCUACCUUUGAGAGCGCCAGGAAUUUAGCCAUUGGAAUUGGGAUCCAGAAUUUCCCGGAGGGCCUUGCUGUCAGCCUCCCGCUGCGAGGGGCUGGAUUCUCCACCUGGAGAGCCUUCUGGUACGGGCAGCUCAGCGGCAUGGUGGAGCCUCUGGCCGGGGUCUUUGGUGCCUUUGCCGUGGUGCUGGCGGAGCCCAUCCUGCCCUAUGCUCUGGCCUUUGCUGCCGGCGCCAUGGUCUAUGUGAUCAUGGAUGACAUCAUCCCCGAAGCCCACAUCAGUGGUAACGGGAAACUGGCGUCCUGGGCCUCCAUCCUGGGUUUUGUGGUGAUGAUGUCGUUGGAUGUUGGUCUGGGCUAGUUGCUGAAGUGCCUCGGACCCCAGGAAAGGCAGCACGAGGAAACGGCCGGGAUUGGCUUCUUCAGGACCACAGCCUCUUUCUUCACAUCAAAACGUUUUUCCUUUCCCUCCUUUUUGUCUCAUUACGCUGAUUGACUCUGAUCAUGACAAUUUUUAGUUUUCUUUUAAGGGAGAUGGUGGUUUUAUUUGGAAUUUCUGGUAGUCACAGAACUACAGAUUUUUGCUUGGUCACUACAUGGACUCUUUCUUCGGUGGGAAAACCAAGGACCUACAGAUCAGGGAAGUCUCUGCUUUUGCACCUUUGGUCUCCCUCACUGGACUCAGUGGCAACUCCUCAAGGUCACCUACAGAAGCAAGCUACCAAGGGAGAAGUCUCCCAAGCAUCUUUGCCUAGUGACUCAGAGCAGAGUGGCCAGGACAGCUCUUGUCUGUCCUUCCCGAUCUUCUACCGUUGAUCCUCUGUCCAUCAAGACUCGAACAGGAGCAUCGUGGACAAAGCAACCUACUUCCCAAGGCCCAAGGAGGAACAUACCUUCUUCUGCCUCCCCCGAGGGGGAGGCUGCAUGGGGUGAGACACAGAAAAAGGGAAGAAAAGCAGCUAGUCUUUCUCUUUUUUUAAGGCAAAGAUUGACACUAUUGAAAUUAAGGGAAUUAGGACAACUGUGAACACACAGUGAGCCCUUUGAAAAGAGGACAGGGUGGAGCUUUGAUCAGAGACCUCUGCUCUCUCUGGAUUCCAAGAGCAAACCGGUUUGCCAUGGUUUCCAAGUCCCCUAGACAUGUGUUUUGAUAAGCUUAUAGGCUUCAUUUUUCUAAGAGACUUGGGGACACCAGCAAACUGCUAGAACUCAACCCCUUCCUUUACUUAUGGAGGGAGCCACUUAAGCUCAUUUAAGUGAGCGAAAGACAUUUCGAAUCUGCACUGGGUCCUUCUCUGUUGACUAUUCGGUAACUUAUAACCUGACCCAGAGCUCUUAAGCAGCUGUGUUGGACUUUGGCCGGAGAGCUCAGGAUAAGAAAGGAAAAGGGGUAGGAAAAGAAGAGGUAUUUUUACCAUUUCCCUUUUAAAGUAAAUUUGAGACAAAUCAUCAUUCUAAAAUGACCCUAAAGAAUGACUUGAACGAGACUACUCCCUUAUCCACACAGCUUCUCCAUCAGGGGUGACAUAACUUGUCUGCUUCCAGCGUAGCUAAGGCCUGCCGUUCUCACUGGUCAUAGGAGCCUUCGGGACCUUGAGUGGGCUCUGCUGACAAGGCAGGCAGCCCAGGAGGCAGGUAUUCAGACGCCGUGUGAUCAAUGCCUGCCCUGCGUUUACAUGUCCCAGUGCUGCCAAGGGUGAAUAGUCUGUUCUGGGAAUGCCCUAUAGCCCUACGCUAGAUCUAUGUUUGUUCCUCCGGAGCACUGAUGAUCACAAUUGAAGACACAUUCAGAGGUUUGAUUGGUGGAGAAUCGUUGGUUUGGUGGUUGGCAUAUGGGUAUUUUUAUGUCUUUGUAUGUCGUUCUACAUAAUGCAGACUUCUUUCUGAUGGACAAGACCUCAUAACUGUGAUUAAUACCAAUAAAGGGGAUAUUGUUGUGGA
This is a messenger RNA of Lagenorhynchus albirostris (white-beaked dolphin), 2716 nucleotides long. It is a transcript of the gene SLC39A11, whose product is annotated as solute carrier family 39 member 11. The transcript is spliced from 10 exons. Gene Ontology annotation, molecular function: zinc ion transmembrane transporter activity. Gene Ontology annotation, biological process: zinc ion transmembrane transport. The record is from RefSeq and is a predicted model, not a curated record. Gene Ontology annotation, cellular component: membrane. Lineage: Eukaryota; Metazoa; Chordata; Mammalia; Artiodactyla; Delphinidae. Bases 111 to 1136 code for a protein of 341 amino acids.